This is a messenger RNA of Siniperca chuatsi (mandarin fish), 5959 nucleotides long. RefSeq names its product gon-4 like b (gene gon4lb). Lineage: Eukaryota; Metazoa; Chordata; Actinopteri; Centrarchiformes; Sinipercidae. Gene Ontology annotation, cellular component: nucleus. The record is from RefSeq and is a predicted model, not a curated record. The transcript is spliced from 30 exons. Gene Ontology annotation, biological process: regulation of DNA-templated transcription. Gene Ontology annotation, molecular function: transcription coregulator activity. The coding region runs from base 227 to 5767 and encodes 1846 amino acids.
GGUCGGCUAACGCUGCUUCUAUUAUUGCACAGAAAGCUUCGUUAUUCCAACAGAGAGGAAUAUGUGGACUGCUGCUCUGUCGCUUUGCACGUUCAGAAGCUAACAUGGUUCAGUUAACUGAGUCCGUGUGAUUUCACGUGUGAACUGGCAUGGCUUCUUAACUAAAGCUAAACUAGCUAGAGCUAAAGUGCAUCUGAGCUAAACACCUGUCUGUCUUCACUAGCAGAUGGAGAGGCGGCGUCCAGCAGAAGAAGAUGUUUGUCCGCUGGAGUCUAAAUCUUUGAGGACCGUCAGAGAGAACAUCGUCUUCAGACUGGACAGGAAGUCACAGACGGCGUCCACACCUCACACAGAAAGUUCCACGGAGGACAGACAGGAAGUGGAGAGAACAUCUGUCUCAGGUGGCGGGAUGUUGGGAGAGGAGGUGGUCACCAUGGCGACCAGCGAGUCCAGUGAGGAUGAACUGGGACGACUGGACAUUGACCUGGACAGGAAGUCCAAACAGCACAACCUGACGACUAGCAACGUGCGGACCAUCCUGCAUGAGGUGAUUACCCAUGAGUGUGUGGUGGCCAUGAUGAAAGCUGCCAUCAGAGACACUCAAGAUCUGCCCAUGUUUGAGCCAAAGAUGACUCGAUCCAGACUGAAACAGGCCGUCCAGCAGGGACAGCCACUGAACUGGAGUCUGUCAGUAUUGAACACAGCCACAGUCAAGCCUCCUCAGUUUGUUGACAUUGAUCUUGAGGAGGAUGAAGGCUCGUCAGAUGAAGAGUAUUGUCCUGAUGAGGAAGAGGAGGAGGAGGAAGACACAGCUGAGGAGACCUUCCUCAGUGAUGCAGACAGCUUAGCUUCACCUCCCAGAAUGCAUCAGAGCUCUCAGCCCAAACUUCCACCAGACCAUGGGACUGAUGAACCCCUACAGAGAUGUCCAGGACACCUGCGGGAACAGGUGAUGACUUCCACCUGUGCUCCUCAGCACCUCCUCACUGCUCCUGAGUCUUCCUUCCUGGAGAGACUGAAUGCUGUGGAAGAGGAGCUGGACUGCAGUCCUGCCUACACCUAUAACCAGUCUCUGGACAGAAAAGCUGCUGAUGAUGAUGAUGAUGAUGAUGAUGGCGGUGGUGGUGAUGAAGGCUCCAGCUGUUUGGCGUACCGCACGCGCUCCAAACUUCGUCUGGUUAACAUUCCUCUGGGUCAGCUGGAGGCAGAGCUUCUGGCCCCUGACAUCACAGAUGACAUGUAUGAGCAGAGUGCUGCCCAGCAGGAGGAGGACCGUCAUUGGACGAAGUGGCUGCAGAGUCUUAUGGCCCCCGACAAUGAAGAGGAAGCUGAUGACGAUGACGACCCCGAGUACAACUUCCUGGAAGACCUGGAUGAACCCGAUCUGGAGGACUACAGGACGGACCGGGCCGUCCAGAUCACCAAGAAGGAAGUGAAUGAGCUGCUGGAGGAGCUCUUUGAUACACUCCAGGAGGAGGAGGUGGCAGCUGAGGAGGAGGAGCAACAGGAGGAGGAGGCCCUGUCACAGACUGGACCCAAAUUCAACAUUCCCCAGGCUUUACGUUUUGAGGCACCGUUAGCCAGCAUGUUAACAGAGCGACGGCGAACGGUCAGAAAACAGUACGAAGCGCUGCAGCAGAGGAGAGCCCUGCAGGACACAACCAAUCAUCACCGUGAAAACAUAAACCUGAAGGACACAGCCAGCCCACAACCCGAGACCAUCACUUCUGUCUUAGUGCUGCCAAGCCGGGUCUGCCCUGCUCUCCACCUGGACUACACCCAGAAACUGCAGCUACAGCAGCAGAUACAGCAGCAUGUGCAGCUGCUGACUCAGGUUCACCUGCUGGGUCGGCGUGUGGAUGCCCUAAACCACGAAGCCUGCAUCACUAAACACUAUCUGGAAGAGCUGCAGCAGUUUGCCAGCCGUCGGGAAGAGGUUUUUCUCCCCAGCAGUUUCAGAGUGUGCAACCUGCAGGGGGCACUGGAUCUCCUGCAGGAGGUGGAGCAGAGAUCGGAGCCUCCUCCCGUUCCACCUGCGUCUGCUGCCUCCAGACGCUGGCUACCUAAGAUGACUCCUGCAACCAACAGCCACGCCUUCCCUCUGCUGCCCGUCGACACCGCCUGGCUGUUCGCCACCCGACCCGUCUUCCUUUAUCCAGAACUACUCCCUGUCUGCAGCCUGGACCCUGCCCUCCACACCCGACACCACCGGAGUGUUUACACUGGAGGAGAGGACGGUUUGAUCGUUCUGGGUCUGAAGCACUUCGAGGGGACGGUCCAGUCAGACCAGCUGAUCAGCUCCUACCUGCUCUGUAAGACUCGUUGGAACUUCAGGAAACACGUCAGAGAGAUGAGCGGACCGAGAGCGCCACACAACAAUGUCAUCAAGACGUUCCUGACGCAGCGAGUCGUCCCCCCGCUGCCGCUCGCCUGCAACAGAGUUCAGCCAGGAGACCAGCGCCCUCCAGUGGACAGAAACACCUCCAAAAUGCCAAACUGGCUCAAGAACAGUCAGCUGAUCAUUCAGAAGACCCGACUGAACUCCACCGGUUACCCUCCUUCCCUCCCCCUAGGAUGCAACCUUAGGCUCCACCCCUACUGGCUCAACAAGUCCCGCCCCCCUCUCCCCCCACACAGGCGCCUCUUCACCUUGGCCCACAAUGCAUCUCUGCUGCCACUCGCCAAAGCCCCGGCAGACAGACAGGUAGAGAGACAGGUAGACAUGCAGCCAAUAAGCUACCUUUCCCUGCCCCCUCCAGGUGUAACGUUACUCUCUGACUCCCCCGCUGUUUCAGGAGCCCUCGCUCUGCCUCCCACCUGUGGGGCUGUCCCAUUGGCUGCUGUUAAGACAGUCCCCACCCACCCGGUGUGCACUAACAUCAUCCAGUCCUGCCUUCCUAUUGGUCAGAGGACUCAGCGGAGCAUUUCUAGGCAACAAGACAGUGGCGCCGUCCCCCUCCUCCUCCCCCUCCCCCUCCCCUCCCUGACCAACCCUGACACUACAAAUCCCAUAACACAUUGCUCAGCUGCCGCAGUAAAGCCGGGGUACUUCCUCCUCCAGAUGAUGUGGACUCCACCCCCAGCUCCGCCCACCUUCACCUCCCAGCAUGCUCUGGGGCAACAGCUCCACGGACCAAUCAAAGAAGAGCAGGAGGAGAUGGAGCAGACGUCCACAAGGCCACGCCCUCCACUGGAGGAGAAGAGACAGGUGGAGGAGGAAAGUUCAGCUUCACCAUCAACACUGAGCCCGCUGUCAUCCUGUGCAGGAGAGGAGGAGGAGAACUGGACUGCUCCGGUUGUGGUCACUUUGAAUGGAGGAGAAAACACUGGUGAAGAGGAGGAAGAGCGAGGAGAGGGAGGAGGAGGAGUAGGAGAAGGUGGAGAGGAGGAAGCAGGUGAGGGAGGAGAGGGGGAGCAGGGAGGAGAGGGGGAAGAUGAGGAUGAGGGACAGAGGGAGGACGGGGGAGGAGAGAGGGAGGAGGAUGAGGAGAAGGAUAAGGAUGAAGAUCAGGACCGGCAGGGCGAAGAGGAGGAGGAGGAGGAGGACUUUGAUGACCUCACACAGGAUGAAGAUGAGGAGGAAGUGAUGUCAUCAGCAUCGGAGGAGUCAGUGCUGUCUGUUCCAGAGUUACAGGAAACCAUGAAGCAGCUAACGUGGUUGGCAGCAGAGCGCCGGCUCUGUGCAGACGGAGACUCGGAGGAGGAUCACUCUCCGACCUCCCCUGGCUCUCAGGAGGAGGAGGAGGAGGAGGAGGAAGAGGAGGGGCGUAAAGGGGAGCAGUCAGGAGAGGGGAGGAGCAGUAAGGCGGGAAGAGACGAGGAGACGCCGUCAGGAGAGGGGACGCCCAGAGGAGGAGGGAGGUGUCCUGGACGAGGACGAGGUCGAAGCCGACCUCUUCGCGGUCUGAGAAGGAGUCGUCAGGAGCGACACAGUAAAGACGCUGCUAAACUGUUGCUGCUGUAUGAUGAAAACAUCCUGGACAACGACCCGCACAGAGAGAGCAAAGACGUGGCGUUCGCUCAGAGUUACCUCAACAGGGUGCGUGAGGCGCUGCAGGACGUACCUGGGCAGGUGGAGGAGUUUGUGUCUCUGCUGAACGAAUUCGAGCAGGUGGGAGAAGGACAGGAAGUGAUGUUGUUUAGGAAGCUGCGCUGCAUCCUGGGAGACCGGACAGACCUCCUUCGAGACUUCGCCGCAUUCCUGCAUCCUGAGCAGGCGCUGCUGUGUGGACUGUUUGAGGAGCAGCAGGCGUUUGAACGCAGCCGUCGUUUCCUGCGACAGUUAGAGAUCAGUUUUGGAGACAAUCCGUCACAUUAUCAGAAGAUCAUCAAAGCUCUGCAGACCGGUCCAGAUCUGAGUCCAACCAGCAUCCAUGAGCUAAAAGCUCAGAUGGCCACGCUGUUAAAAGGCCACACCCAUCUACAAGCUGAAUUCUGGGUAUUUUUUGACGAGCUGCGCCCACCUCCGGCCCGCCCGGGACAGUUCGAAGAAGCUCAUUGGCCAGAGGACGGAGGGGGCGGGUCAGACGGUGGAGAGGGCGUCAGCCAGGUGUCAGGAGGCGGAGCCAGCAGCGGCUUCGAGGAAGUGACUCUCCCAGAACUCGAAGAGGAAGAGGAGGGGCAUAAGAUCCAACCAAUGACGAGCCGGCGGCAGAGGAGGAAGAUGGACGCCCACAGGAACUACAAGGACUGUGAUUGGUCAGAUAAAGACUGGCCUUGCCUCUGUCGUGACGCAAAGAUCCGCAGACACAGGAGAAAAGGAUGCUCUCACUGCCAUAGCAACAAGACCUCAGGGGGCGUGUCCAGAGCUAUGAAGAGUCUGGACCCUCUGUACUCUCAGAUAAGCUCUACCCACGACGAACCAGGUGACAAAGACCUGGACCUGAAGGGGGACGAUGACAGUCCACAACCAGAUCGAAGCGUUGCAUCAUGGGAAGGCGCGUUCCCUCUGAUUGAUGAGAAAGAGGAGGAGGAGGAGCUGGAUGAUGAGGAGGAGGAUGAAGGUGAAGAGGAGAGGAAGAAUAGUGAGAAGGCACAGAGCUCGGCGGUGAAGAGGAGCAGGAGAGAGGAGGCGCUGCAACCCCCCACCUCCAUUUCCUCUAUCACCUCCCCUACCUCCCCCUCUAUUACCUCCUCAAUCCCCUCCAUCUCCUCUGUCACCCCUAUCACCUCCUCCAUGAUCUCCUCUGUCACCCCUAUCACCUCCUCCAUGAUCUCCUCUGUCACCCCUAUCACCUCCUCCAUGAUCUCCCACACCUCUAUCUCCACCUCUUCUAUCAUUUCCUCCAUCUUCACUUCAACCUCAGUUACCCCCUCCCUCUCCUCCUCUCCCUCUUUUUGCACCUCCUCCUCUACCUCUCCCACUAUCUUCUCCUCCUCCAUCACCACCUCAAUCUCUCCCUCUGUCUGCACCUCCUCUGCGUCCUCCACCCUCUCCUCCUCCUCCGCUCCUCCUCGGCCCAGUCCUCCUCCUGACCUUCCCGUCUGUGCCAAGAACAUUUCUCUGACAGCGAGCGGCGAGAAGGUCAUCCUGUGGACCAGAGAAGCAGAUCGAGUCAUUUUGACAACAUGUCAGCAGGAAGGAGCCAAUCAGAACACAUUCCAGGCCAUCUCUACUCUGCUCGGCAACAAGACUCCCAGUGAGGUCUCUCGCCGGUUUCGGGAUUUGAUGAGUUUGUUUCGGACUGCGGCUGGUCAGACCAGCUCUGAGGACAAGGGUCCGCCCACUGAGCCGUUAGCAGCCAAUGAGGAAGAGGACGGAUAUUAACCAAUUGGAAGAGCCGCGGCAGAAAAAAAUAAGUUUGUCUGAUAUUCCCAGGACCUUUAUUGUGAAAGGAUUCAUUAAAGGUCACAGAUGCGUUUACUGUACAUAAAAAAACUGUAAAUAUGAAGAUUUCUGAUUUUUUAAUGUUUUUUUUUGUUUGUUUGUUUUUAACAAUAAAACAAUUCGUUCAUCAGA